GACAGUCACCCCGCCUUUUCACCUCUCCCUCCAUUCCAUCUUCAUCCUCCACUCUUUGAGCUUCAUAGAAGACUUUACAUACUUCUACAUCGACCCCACUGCUCAUCAUGCCUCAGAUCACCGAAAUCUUCUUCGAUUGCGACAACACCCUCGUCCUCUCGGAGGAAUUGGCCUUUGAAGCCUGCGCCGACCUCGCCAAUGAGAUCCUGGAGAAGCACGAAAUUCCGGACCGGUACACCGGUGACCAGCUCAUCCAGGACUUCGUCGGCCAGAACUUCCGCGGCAUGAUGGUCUCCCUGCAGGCUAAGUACAAGUUCGAGAUGACCAAGGAGGAGCUGGAGGGUUACGUUAAGGAGGAGGAGGACCGCGUGAUCGCCAAGCUGGAGGCCAAGGCCCAGCCCUGCGUCGGGGUCAUGCCAGAGCUGGAGAAGCUGUACGAGUCCAAGAAGUACGGUCUCGCCGUGGUGUCGUCGUCCGCGCUGCGUCGUGUCAAGGCCUCCAUCAAGAAGGUCGGACAGGAGAAGUUCUUCGAGGAGGAUGCGGUGUACAGCGCGGCCACUUCUCUCCCCACCCCGACCUCCAAGCCCGAUCCUGCUAUCUAUCUGCACGCCCUCAAGGAGCGCAACAAGAAGCCCGAGGAGGUCGUCGCCAUUGAGGACAGCAAGUCGGGCUCCCUGAGCGCCAUCCGCGCCGGCAUCCCAGUCAUUGGCUAUGUUGGCAGCUACAACGGUGAUGCGAAGCAGCAGGAGAUGGCCAAGGUUCUCACUGACCUGGGUGUCAAGGUGAUCAUGAAGGAUUGGAGUGAAUUCGAGGACUGCCUGGCUCAGAUUGAGCGUGCCUAGACGAAUCGCUGUUGCGACUUACUUAGUUUCCAGUAUUUUCCUGGGUCUUGACAUGAUGUUAUGAUAGCGAAAGCAUUGUAUUUUCAUAUUCCCCCUUUACGAAUUUAAUCAUGCUUUCUCCAAUUUCUUGUCGAUAAGAGGCUUGUCGCAGCAAAUGAGGUGUUUGUUCUCUGUCUUGUGGACGGUGAUUGUCGGUUUUCGUGCCACAGCAUGUUUCCUCAGUUAUACAGAGGCUCUAUAGACUUGAGCCCAUCGGUAAUACACAUGAUAGUUCCAGAC
Messenger RNA from Aspergillus uvarum CBS 121591, 1121 nucleotides. Its product is annotated as HAD family hydrolase. Bases 108 to 842 code for a protein of 244 amino acids. NCBI's taxonomy places the organism in Eukaryota, Fungi, Ascomycota, Eurotiomycetes, Eurotiales, Aspergillaceae. The transcript is spliced from 2 exons. The record is from RefSeq and is a predicted model, not a curated record.